AUGACAGCAUUACAGUUCAAAGAUGCUUUUUGGAGCACAGAAUUCACCAGUAACCUGGGCUAUGAGGUGCUUAUACAGAGGCUAUGCGAUGGGCGGAGGAUGUGCAAAGACAUGGAGGACCUCUUGAAAAUGAGGGCGAUGGCUGAAGAGCGGUAUGGUAAAGAACUGGUAACCAUCGCACGCAAAUCAGGGGGCCAGAGUGAGACUGGCACUUUAAGAGCAUCGUUUGACCAACUAAAAGCACAAAUUGAGAAUGUAGGAAACCUACACAUUCAAUUCUCUGGGAUAUUAAAGGAGGAGGUGAAAAGGAUGGAGCAAUUCCGGGAACGACAGAAAGAACAGAGAAAAAAGUUUGAGGGAAUCAUGGAGAAAGUGCAAAAGGUCAAGGUUUCACUGUACAAGAAAACAAUGGAGUCUAAGAAGUCUUACGAGCAGAAAUGUAAGGAGGCAGAUGAAGCUGAGCAGGCUGCUGAGAGAAUAAACAGUGCCCCCACUGCAACACCCAAACAGACUGAGAAGGUACAGAACAAAGCUAAGCAAUGCAGAGAAGCUGCUGGAGAGGCUGAGAAACAGUACAUGUCAAACAUUGAGCAGCUGGACAAGAUUCGGCUUGAAUGGGAGAGCACACACGAGAGCACGUGUGAGGUUUUUCAACAGCAGGAAGGAGACAGAAUCAACAUUUUGAGAAAUGCGAUGUGGGUCCAUUGUAACCAGUUCUCAGAGCAGUGCGUCAAAGAUGACGAGUGCUACGAGGAGGUACGAGUGGUUUUAGAAGCAUGUGACAUCACGGCAGACAUCAACAGCUUCAUUGAGGUGAAAACAACAGGCAGAAGUCCUGCAGCUCCCAUUGUGUUUGAGAAUUACUAUGAGAGAGACACUUCCGCAGACAGCAAUGGUACGGCCCGGUUCGGAGGAGGGGUAAUGAAGAGGUUUUCAAAUCUUUUGCAAGGGAACAGUACAGGCAGCUCCAAAAGCAAUGCUAAUGAGGGGUCACAUUCCACACACCCCCCUUCUUCUGUGGAGACAUCAGACGGAGUAUAUGCCUCCAUUCCUGGGUUCCAGCAGGGGGCCUCAAGCAAUGCCGCCAAUCCAGAAGCAGCCUACCAAGCUCUGUAUGACUACGUCGCUCAGGGUACUGAUGAGCUCUCCAUAAGCACAGGGGAGGUGGUGCUGGUGAUGGAGCAGGGUGGAGACGGCUGGUGGACUGUGGAGAGAAACGGACAGUGUGGACUGGUGCCCGGAUCCUAUCUGGCCAAAGUGUGA
This is a messenger RNA of Chanos chanos (milkfish), 1263 nucleotides long. It is a transcript of the gene pstpip1a, whose product is annotated as proline-serine-threonine phosphatase interacting protein 1a. Lineage: Eukaryota; Metazoa; Chordata; Actinopteri; Gonorynchiformes; Chanidae. The record is from RefSeq and is a predicted model, not a curated record. Gene Ontology annotation, cellular component: actin filament; cytoplasm; plasma membrane. The transcript is spliced from 15 exons. The coding region runs from base 1 to 1263 and encodes 420 amino acids. Gene Ontology annotation, molecular function: actin filament binding. Gene Ontology annotation, biological process: actin filament polymerization.